Molecule: messenger RNA, 5865 nt
Organism: Oryzias melastigma (Indian medaka)
Lineage: Eukaryota; Metazoa; Chordata; Actinopteri; Beloniformes; Adrianichthyidae
Gene: xkr5b
Product: XK related 5b
Exons: 13
Coding region: 343-2574 (743 amino acids)
Biological process (GO): engulfment of apoptotic cell; apoptotic process involved in development; phosphatidylserine exposure on apoptotic cell surface
Cellular component (GO): plasma membrane
Source: RefSeq, a predicted model, not a curated record
UUCUCUAUAAAUAAAGCUGAAUUUCAAUUCAUAUUGGUUUAAGUUGAAAAUGCUAAAAAUCAAAUUAUUUUUUAUUUAUUUUAAGAUAAAUGGGUGCCUCGUUUUCAUUUGUGACAGUUUAGUCAUGCAUAGAUGUGAAAAUGCUUCGACAAAGCUCGAAGGAGACUGAAAGAAUCAGAUGCAGAGAGUGGAAGUGCGCUCACAUCUGUGCUGUACCACUUUAACGGGACGGCCGGGCGCGCGCCCGGAGCGGGAGAGCGAGUGCGCGCUGCUGCGGCGGGAUCGACCCCGCAUCGGUACAUCGCUGCACCUCUCCAGACCCGCUCGGUUUCUGAGACCACCAUGAGGGAUUACUCGGCCACUCCGACCCACGGAGGCGGCUGCAUGCCGUGCUGCCAAGUUUGCGUGUUCGCCUUCACCGCAUUCCUCAUUGUUGCAGAGAGGACGGCACUGAUCUACUGCUUUGUUUACUACCUGUGGGUGGGUCAUAACUACUGCUACGCCCAUCUCGCUGGCUUCACGGCGCUCUUCCUGCUUCCAGGUUGGGGUCCGCAGUGGCUCAGUUACCUGUGGUAUCUGUCAGAUGGACGAAUACCCCGGAAGUCUCUCAGAUGGACACACAUCCUGCACUUGGGUAUCUUCAAAAGGCUGUGGGAAUGCAUGCACCUUCCAGAUGAAGAUUUAUACGUGGAGAUCAUGCAGCAGGCCGAUGCAUCUGCCCUGAGAUUGUUUGAGGCCCUGGUGGUGACCCUCCCAGAGACGCUGUUCCAAACCUACGUGCUCAUCUGCACAGAUAUCGGCAUUAAGUCUCCAACCUCGGUGUGUUUUGUGGUGUGUUUGUUGUCUCUGGCCUGGGCCUUGGUUCUUUAUGCCAGAGCCUGCUCCCUGAUCCGACCCGGGCACCUGCAUAUGACCCCAGCUGCCAUUCUCUGUCGACUGCUCUGGAGGGUUGCGAUGCUGGGAUCAAGGUUUGCUGUCUUGAUGCUGUUCACACGUGUCUUUAGACAGUGGAUUCUGGGAGUUCUUGGUGUGCACUGGUUAGGGGCAACUUUCUGGAUGGUGUCUCAGCAGACUGACAUCAUUCGGUCCACAAGUCGGUGGAGAAUCUUUAACCUUGUGCUGGGCGCCAUUUACGUCUUUCUCUUCCUCAACAUGAAGUAUGGCCAGUCCAGAUACCGCAUGGCUGGUUUUUACCUGGUUAUGUUUGUGGAGAAUGCUCUUCUUCUGUUGGCUUCCUCUUGGCUGUUUACCAUGGUGUCCUGGGACACUGUGGGGAUCCCGGCUGCAGUGUUCUGCAGCUUUCUUAUUGGGCUGAUAGCAUUGGUGCUGUACUAUCGUUUCCUCCACCCGAAGUCUUUUGAGAUCUUCCAGAGUAUUCGUCACAGAGGAAUAGGUGGAGCCUGCACAGAACGAGGUUCUGCACUUUCUCUGGAGGAGAAAGUCUCCCCCACUUUCCACCGCCAUGCCACACUGUCAGGCGGUGGUACACUCAUGGACCUUCCCAUCCAAUGGGAAGGCUGGAAGCAUCACCACUGGUUGUUGAUUCGCCUGGCUCUGAAGACAGGGGAUGUUUCAAGGAUCUGGUCUGCGUACGGUGAGGGGGGGCUAGCCGGACUGAUGGGUCUGCCUGAGGAGAUCCACUCACCUGCUGUUCCACACACCCCUAUGGUUGCACCUGUUCAACAGCAAGUUCUUCAAAUCACAAAACCAGUGCCACAGCCCACACCGACACCAACUCCUACACCCACACCUCAAGAGAUCCAGACUACAGAAGCCUCACAGCCUCCGAAGCCAGUCCAUUCGACCGUCGUUGCCCGACCCAAAAGAAAAGAUCCUCCAACGGCUAUUCAAGAUAUUAGAGGAUAUCCAGAGAUCAUCCCCGUCCAGGAGGUGAUUUUUGAAGAAAGUGCAGAGGAUGAAUGCAGUCAGCCGCACUCUGAAGAAAAAGGUGAUGAAGAGUUUCAGAGUGCUGCUUAUGGAUCGCCAUCACUUUCAUCUCCUCAACAAGUCGGAGGCCUCCGUCACAUUGACAGCAAUGCUGCAUCCCUGACCGAGGUGUCAUCCUCUGUGUGUUCUCUGGACAUCAAAACGCCUGGUUGGUCACCUGAGCGACGCUCACCUCUCCUGGCGGGUUCCCCGGAGAAAAAGUCAGGGAUCCCUGGAGAGUCCAGCACAACACUCUAUUUCAGUGCAGAUGCCCAGUCCCCUUCUACUGGAAGCUAUCUUGGCUGGGGCUCAGAGCUGUCACCCAUCUCCAUCUACAGAAGUCCCUACCGGAUUAGGGAGGCUCGCUUUGUCACAUCCACUCCACGACUGGAGCCUCGAUCCGCCAGUCCAGGCCCGGGCCCUGUAGUUGUCAUUCCUGCCACUCCCGGCACAACACCAGGCACUUCUCCAGGUGGAACCCCUGGCGCCUCGACUCCUGCAGCUUCGACUCCUGUGGGAUCAACUCCAGGGGCCUCCACUCCUGAUUCUGGAACACCCAGUACUCCAAUUAUUCCACUCACUCCAGUCAUCUCCCACGCUCGCAAACAGAUGGUUCAGUUUGUUGACAGUAGAGAAAGAGCGGUGUAGGACAGAUGAGGGAAAAAGGAGACUCAGCGGUUCAGCUGUUCAGAUUAAAUGGCAAUACACACCAAAAUACACAGAGAGAAUAUGAAUAGAUUGCAACAUCUGUAGAGACCACUGAUCUAAUCACUGUUUGUCUACAGUAAAAAAUACCUGCACUAAUGUGAGUGUGUUAGGUUUAGCAAGAGGUUUGGGGAUAGUUUUUCUCUUUGGGUCUUUAUGCGAGUUCUUGAAAACAGGAUGAUCUCUUCAAAUGAUCAGAGUAGUUUGAGUCAACAAACACUGCCUUGAAAAAUAGAAUAAUUUUCCCAGUCAAACCGAGGAAACAUUAUUGAAGACCUAAAUUCAUUUUCUUUUGUAUUUACCUUUACAAACAUCAACAGAAAUUUUUUUAUUGCAAGGUGCUAGAAGACAUAAAAAAGCAACAUUUUUGUUUAAUGCAGAGAUAUUGGCAAUACAAUUAUAAAAGUAAAAGUUGCUAAGUAUUUGGGAUGUUAGGAGUAGAGCAAAUCUUUAAAAAUAAGUUCUGUGAAUCAUUAUCAAUCAAUUUAUGAAAAUAAUACAUUAAAAAAGUUAAGAUGUAAAUAAUUUUUUUUUAAAUCAACAAAUCAUGGUGGAAAGAAAGAAUAGUGUACUUAUAUGUAAUUAUGGUGGAUUAAUACAGUAAAAUAAAAUAACAAAUAACGCCUCUUCAAAACUUAAAAGUUUAUUGAUAGCAAAUCAUGUCAGAAACAACAUUUUCUUUCACUCACAGCCUUUUACUGCUAAAUACACAAUUUAUAUUGUGUUUAUUGUUUGCACAAGUUUUGUAGCAUGAUAAAAAACCACAAACGCCAUAAAUGCGGAAAGUGACAAAGCCAAAAUUAAUGUUUUUUUUUUUAUUGUUAAUAGAGUAUCACAUGAUUUUACUCUUAAUUUAUUAAUAUCAUUUUAAUAUCAUCAGAAUAAAAUUUAAUUAUUCUUUGGUUUAAAAAAGUAUUCAAAUCACGUUUUAUAAAGUGAUUAAAAGAAUGAAAGUUUGCUUCUUUUUUGUCUUUUAUGUUAUGAAUCUAAACUAUUUAUACAAAAUAGAAAGUUGGAGUUGGACUAUUUUGUUGCAUUGUUUUCUCAGAAAGUCUGUCUGUUGAUAGUGAACAUGUUGCAUUAAAACAGAUCAUGUUUGAAUGUAGCUAAUUAUUAAAGUCUGUAAAUCACAUGUUCUCUGUCUGUAGCGGAUAUUUGAGAAAACAAAUAUUUGGUGAACAUCCUACUUAAAUUUAAAACAUGUCUAAUGGUAAUAAAAUAAAAUAAAAUAAACGUAGGUCAGUUACUUUUCAGAAAAAAAAUUACUUCCAUUAUGAAUCAAAUAAGAGAUAUUUAAUUUUAAUUAUUAACAAAAAUAUAAUGAAGUUAUUUAGUUUUACCCUAUUUUAACAAAUAGUAUUUUGUUAUUAUAUUGAAAUAUUUUAGCUUUACGCUAUUUUAAUAUAAUAGUGACAAAAGGAAAGUGGAACAAACUGACAACAAACGUGUCUAAAAAUGAAAAUAUUUUUUUUGUUUGUUUGUUUGUUUAAUUCUAUUAUUUUUAUUCUUUUGUGUUCAUGUCAUUUCUUUAUGUUUUCAGUACAUAGAAAAUAUGGAAUCAUUUUGUAAGAAAAAUAAAACUGAUGUAAGAUAGUUACUGUGGAUCCUGAACAAGAAAUGAUUGUGACACUCGCGCCUCAUGAAGAGAAACACAGGCAGCACUUUUGGAAACUGUGAACUGAACUGUAUGAAAGCCCAAUCCAGUUCAGCUAUCAGCUGGACUGGAUUGCUAUAUCAUGUUGAAAUAAUGGCAAUUUGCAGAAGCUUCACUGCAUGUUUCUAUUGAAUGCAUUCAUUCAGAGUCACAAAAUAGCUCAUACUUUAACUACAUGUAAAAGUAGUUCAAACACAUGCCAGAUUGUAUGUAUAUAAAACAGUAAAAAGUCAGCAAAUGCAAUGUGUUGCAGUGCACUGAUGACAAGUACUUGCUUUAGUCUCUAGCAAACGCUUCUGCCUGUUUAUUAAGAAACACUUUACAGAAACAAAACCCCCACUUUCUCCUGCUUUUGCCCUUAUGUAUUUACUGUAUCUUUUCUUCCUUAAUUUGUGUUUCCACAGUAUUUGUUUUAUAGCACUGAUAGAAAAUGUGCUGACCAAGUUUGUAGUGAAAUUGUGUUUAGGUCAGAUAGUUUUCAUUGGCUUUUUUGACAGAUUUCCUCGAAUGUGAUGACCCUCACUCGUCAAAACUUAGCUCCUCAUCUCUAUGAGCGUUUCCACAGUGGAGAGUUAAAGAGUCUGCUUUUGAUGUGUCCAAAUAAAGCCAUUUAUCUUGACUGAAACAAAUAGUCUUUUUUUCUUCACCUAUCAUCUGUGAGAUCCUUUGUAUACACUGCAUAAAAAAUGAACUCAGUAUUACUCCAAGCCAAUCCUACUUGUGCAAUCAAACUGUCCAAUCAGGAUGCAACACUACUGACAAUCAAUUUUACAUGUUUUUGUACAAAUGGUAGAAAUAAUAGACAACCAGCAAGACAGGAGGGCAACAACCUGCAACCCUUCAACAGUGACAAUAAAGCUCUCAAAGUGUCUUUGAGCUGUCAGAGUACAUAAUCUAUCUGCUCCAGUUUGCAGUACAUCUUAGCUUCUGAUUUUAGUUUUUGGCUCCGUUUCAAAAUUAAGACAAAUAACUAAAAAAAAUAACAGAUGAUAACCCUCAAUGUGAGAUAAUUUUGAAUAUUUGUGCUUUAUUUUUAAGCCAUUCAUCCAUUUUCAAAACCCUUUAGAGGUCUUGGGGCUGCUGGAGCCUAUCCCACCCACUUUCUGUUGAAGUCUGUCACAGAGCCACAUAACUACACAAACACUCGCAUUCACACAAGUCAUAGGGACAGUUUAGAUUCAGCAAUUUACCAACAAUGCAAAUCUUUACACUAUGGGAGGAAGCUGGAGUGCCCAGAGAAAGCCUACUACACAUGCAGGAGGAGAACUUGCAAACUCUACACAGAAAGAAACCAGCUGGGAUUUGUUCCUUUUCGUUUUUGUGAAACUGUUCCACUGCACUAACAGAAAUAUGUCAGCUCAUCAAAGGGCAGAUGUCACCAGUCAGAUGACUUCCUUUUAAAGGAAGAGAAAGCAUCAACAUGUGCUCUGUGGUCUGAGCCACGAAAAGAUAGCUAAAACCAUAUUGUUCAAAUAAUAAGACUGUCAAUCUAAGAUAAACUGUAAGUUGUUUUGUUUGUAUUUGGUCACUGUCUCAUCACAAAACUUCAAUCGUGAAUUGAAUAUUUGUAUUUGCUAAAA